Molecule: messenger RNA, 972 nt
Organism: Volvox carteri f. nagariensis
Lineage: Eukaryota; Viridiplantae; Chlorophyta; Chlorophyceae; Chlamydomonadales; Volvocaceae
Exons: 10
Biological process (GO): double-strand break repair via homologous recombination
Cellular component (GO): cytoplasm; chromosome
Molecular function (GO): four-way junction helicase activity; ATP binding; 3'-5' DNA helicase activity
Source: RefSeq, a predicted model, not a curated record
GGCUUUGACGCCUUCCGAGGAAAGCAAGAGGAGGCCGUCCUGGCAGCGCUCGCCGGCAAGGACGUGUUGGUCAUCAUGCCCACUGGCGGCGGCAAAACCAUCUGCUACGUCAUCCCCGCGCUCGUGCAGCCGGGUGUGUGUAUCGUGGUGUCACCUCUGCUAGCCCUGAUGCAAGACCAGGUGGCCAACCUCACCCAGCGGGGGGUGCGGGCCGCUCAGCUCUCCUCCGCCCUCCCGGCAGCGCAGAGUCGUGUUUCCAACUCCGUUCGCAUGUGGCUGCUGCUAGUGCUGCUGGCUGCUGCACCUCCCCCCCUCCCUCCCACAUCCAGGUUCCGGAGCGUUCUUUCCCGGCUGCAUGCCCAGCGUUACCUGUCGCUGUUCGCUAUCGAUGAGUCCCACUGCAUCAGCACCUGGGGCCAUGACUUCCGACCUGCCUACCGCCGCCUUCAAACCCUCCGUCGUGACUUCCCCGGGGUGCCCAUCAUGGCGCUGACGGCGACUGCGGCGUCGCAGGUCCGGGAGGACAUUUGCGAGCAGUUGCGGCUGCACAAGCCGCUGCAGCUGCUGUCUAGCUUCAACAGACCCAACAUCAGCUACACAGUCAGCUCUGGUAGCUGCCCGCCUGACGAACUACCCACCAACUCACCCACCUACCCAGGUACCAAGAACAUCGUGUACUGCCAGAAACGUGAUACGUGCGAGGCGGUGGCGGGCAGGUUGUCCAGGGAGGGAUUGCCGGCGGCUGCAUACCACGGCCAAAUGCGGGACUCACUCAAGAAGGAGGUUCUGCGGCGGUGGCAGGCGGAUGAGGUGCCGGUGGUGGUGGCGACCAUCGCCUUUGGGAUGGGCAUAGACAAGGCGGGUGUACGGCUGGUGGUUCACUUCAAUCUUCCUCGUACACUAGAAGGUUUCUACCAGGAGGCUGGACGAGCAGGUCGAGAUGGGAGGCCCGCGGAGAGCGUCAUGUUCUAC